This is a messenger RNA of Lachancea fermentati, 2535 nucleotides long. The record is from the annotation of a GenBank genome assembly. NCBI's taxonomy places the organism in Eukaryota, Fungi, Ascomycota, Saccharomycetes, Saccharomycetales, Saccharomycetaceae.
AUGUGGGUCCUAAGGUAUCGUUACGUCAAUGAUAACGGUACUUGGAUAGUUGAAUCAUGUAUUUUAAAGAGAGGAAGAAGCUAUGAUGUGGGACGAUCAACAAAGAGUCCGUUACACAUAAAAAAUGACAAAAGCAUAUCAAGGCAGCACAUUCAACUGUCAGUGAGCCAAGAUGACGACUUAACAGUAAUUAAUAUGGGAAAAGUCACCAGGCUUGGGGAUAAGUUGCUGAAAGGAGGCCAAACUGUUGUCUUUCCUCUUGGAAAGACAGCGGAACUUGAGCUGGGAAUAAAACCAAUAAAGGCAUCGAUAACCUGGCUUGAUGAAAUCUGGAAAGUACCACACGAUUUAGCAGGGGAAUCGGAGAGACUUAUUAAAGAUAUUCGAUUAGAAGGUAUUCAAAUCGGUUCGACUCUUUCUUCUAAGACUACGUUGCAGAUAAUCAAACAGAAUCAAGACUCCUACAGCAAUUGCUUGUUUUCACUAGUGAAAGGAGUUCCAAUCUUACGUGAAGGUUUUUUGGCGGAUUUUAAACACCAAAUGCUAGAUUCUGGGAGAGACUUUGAUUCCAAGUGGGAACAUCUCUUGGUAACUCAUCUUGCUUUUCCAGGUUUCAAGUCAUCGAAAGGUAUAUUUCGAGGAAUUAAUGUGAUUGUGUCGAGUGAGCGAGCCUUUACAAUUUUCAAGCAUAUAAUUGAAGUCGCCGAAGGAAGCAUCUGGCUGUGUGAUGAUAUCUUUAAUUUAGACAAGUUCAUUCAAGAGAAGGUUCGGUCAGAAAAAAUUGUGAUACUAAUUCACCUAAAUGAUGCAUACGCACCUAGCUCAAAGUCGGUCAUUGAUAACUCAAAUAAUGAAAUUGAAAAAGCUAAAUCGCUGCGUUCAAUUGCAUCGAUUUUGGGAUUCAGGUUACACGAUGUCAAUGAUGUCGUAAAUGCCGUUUUGCAAGGUGACAUGAACAACUUACUACAAAGAACGAUAUCAGGGCCAAUUACCUCAUCUUCAUUGUCUGAGUUUCGCAGAAAAAGGCAGUUGGAAGAAAUAAAUCCCGAUGUGGAAGUGGUUGCUAAAACACAGGAACGAACUGAUGAAGUUCCGACUAAGAAGCGUAGAAGGAUAAACAGAAACCAAAUCAAGCCUUUAGAUAGUUUAGCAUUCUUCGCUGGUGGUUUAAACCGUCAAAAUUCAGAUAUCUUGCAAAACACUAUAGGCAAUCAACAAAAUAAUCAGGCUAUUAGCAAUGAAGAAGCACGAGGGAUACUCAAUGGCUCAACAGCAAAUGAAUCUAUGGAUGAGAACGGUAGUAAAGCGGGCUUUGCGAGCUCUCUUGCAGGCAAUUCGCCUAAUGAUUCUAACGAUACAACCAAUAUAAGUUCAAAAAUAAUAACGCCAGCAAAAAACAUGUCUGUCGAUCAGCAAAAGACAGGCGAGAAAAGCCCACUUGAGCAAAAUUCAAUACUCAAGAGACCGCUGGGUCUUGAUAUUCAACCACAAGAAUCUCUGGUACCACCACUUAAGAGAAGAAACAAUGGUGAUGUUUCAGGCAACGCCAAUCAAAUUGCUGUCGCCCAACUACAUUCUGAGAAUAAAACUCCAAGUCCAUCCGAAGAUCUUCGACAGUCGAAUUCCAAUGCGAAUAUGGGAAAAUCACCAACUCCCAAUAUAAUCACUCGGCUCAGCAGUCAGGAUUUGGAUAAAAGUCCUCAGCAUUUGCUUGUAGAAGCAAUACAAAAGACAAAAUCGCAAGAGGUGAAUCGGUUAAAAGAAGCGUUUACAGAGAUUAAAGAUGAGGAAUUGACCCAGGACGCUAUCGAUCAACUUACUAAUUUAGCAAUUAUUGAGCAUAGGGAAUUGUUGAGGAGUCAGUCUAAGGAGAAAGAGAUUGCUCAAUUCACAGUAGAUCCUCAAUGGGCUGGUCGCAAAAAUUUCAAGAAGUUCGUCAAAGUAUGGCCCAAACGCUCACAUGUGGAUUCACGAGAGGGUUCUGUUGAAUCUUUGAGGAAUCAGACAUAUUUGAUAACAAGGGACUACGUGGAUUUUCAGCCCUACAAUCCGCAUGCAAGUCGUGUGGAAGAUGAGAGUUUUGAGCAAGAGAAAUAUCCGCCGACACGCAUUCACGAGGAAUCAAGUGACAAUGAAGAUGCCAAUAAGCACUCUUUCAGAUUUCAAGCCUCAAAUAUGCGGCAUAAUUCUCGCUCCAAUGAUCAAAUUCAGGAAGGUGAUGGGCAUUUAACUUCAACCUCUACAAAUGCAGCAGGACUCUUUGUCAUCGAUGAUGAAGACUCUCAACUAUCGGAAAGAAAUUAUCUGAACGAUGGAUCGUUUAUGGGUCAAAAUGAACAUGCGGCCCAAAUGUCCAGCCAAGAGCGAAAUUUCCCGAAGAGCAAUGCAGCGAUGGUACAAGCUAAGUGGCAACAGUCUUCCAAUGCGCAUACUGGUUAUGGGGGGAAUGGUUUUGAUGGCCACCGCAUUAGUAGUGAUGACGAUGAAGAGGACGAUGACGACGAGCCCCAAUUUCGAUUCAAUUCAAGACGAUAA